AGAGCGCCUGGCGGGUUGUCCGUUGGUGCGCUGACGUCGCCUGUCACGCUAAUGUAUACUGCGUUUAUAUUAUUGCAGAAAUAAUGUCUUCGUUUGUGACUGAAGUGCUCUCCAUCUCCGGUAAACUGGAGAAGGAAGAUCUUUCUGGGAAAAUCAGCAAGAUGUCGCGGAGAGUGGAGGACACUAAGGAGGAAGUUUAUGACAUGAUAAGCAAGCGCUACGGGGACUUCCUGCCUGGUCUCCAAGGGUCUGAGGAGCUCAUGGUUCAGGUGGAUGAGGUUGCCAAAGAAAUGGAUUCCCUUAAAAACUGCAUCGAGACAGAGGUGCAGGAGAAUAUUCACGUAGCUGUGGCUGAGUACACCAAGUUGAAGCAUCAGCUAGAGAAGAACACUGUGAUCAUGACGAUACUUGGUCACCUCAAAGAGUUCCACAAUGCGAUGGAGCAAUAUAGCAAAGCCUUAAAGGAAAAAAAAUAUGUUGAUGCGGCAAACCAGUUAGAAAGGGCAAGGGUCAGUGUGGAUUCCCUGAAGGGCUGGAAAACAUCCCAGCUUCCCCUGCUCACAGCUCUCCACUCCGAGUUGGUCGUUCAGCGUGAGAACUUAAUUUACUGUCUCACUGACGAAUGGAAACGUCUUGUUAUCUGGAAGCUUCCAUCCUCAAAGGAGCCUCCCGGCCUCAAGUCCCUUCUGAAGGUGGAGCUGAAUCUGACCCGUGUCGGCAGUAAGGAUGGUGAACCUGGGCCACCGCCUGUGCUGCAGAGUGUCCUGCAGGCUCUUGCCAUCCAGGGUGACCUGCCGCACAAGCUGAAGCUCUUCAGUCAGGUUCUGUUGAAGAACAUGCUGAAGCCGCUGGUGAUUCACCCAUCACUGUCCGUCCAUGUGACAGAGCAGCAGGAGGAGGGAACCACGCUGGCGCUGCAGUGUUUGGAGGAGACCCAGGAGGAGCGCUCUACACCGUCUGAAGUUUACAGCAAACUACUCCUGGUCCUUAAGACCUUGCAUUCUCACCUGCUAGAUGUGUCCAUUGGUGACAGGAGUCUGUCCGCCAUCAUGGGGGAGCUGAUUUGGGAGGAGAUCUCCCAGUGCAUCAUCCACGAGUGCCUCCUCUACUCCAUCCCUGCUAACAGCAGCCAGCUGGAAACGUACAACACGGUCAUUAAGGAAACGGAGGUGUUUGAAAAGUCACUGAAGGAGAUGAAGUAUCUGCAGGUCGACUCCACAGACCUGCUUCAGUACGCCAGAAACGUCAACUGUCACUUUGCUAGCAAGAAGUGCAAAGACGUGAUCGUGGCUGCCCGAAAACUCAUGACCUCCAAGAUGCACAACACAGUCAAGGUCACACCGGAGUCCCAGCUGCGCCUCCCAAAGCUCCCUGCGCCGGCAUCAGAGGCCAAAGUGAAGCAAGAAAAGGAUCACGUCAGAAUGGAGAAUGCAAAGCAGCUCUCAGCUGGGAGCCUGAGUCUGCCCGCGUGUCGCAUCAGCGAGUCGGUGCAGCAGCUGAUGGAGCUGGCGCUCAACACGCUCUGCGAGGCCGUGGGAAGCUCCACACAGUGUGCUCUGCAGCUCUUCUUCACUGUGAGAAAUAUCUUCCAGCUCUUCCACGACGUAGUGCCCACCUACCACAAAGAAAACCUGCUCAAGUUUCCUCAUCUGGCUGCUGUCCAGCACAACAACUGCAUGUACCUGGCCCACCACCUCCUCACCCUGGGCCACUAUUUCAGGAGCCACCUGCCGCAGCCGCUCAACGAAGGCGUCGCCACGUUUGUGGACCUUGUGCCUGGAUUCAGAAAGCUGGGUGCCCAGUGCUUCUUGGCCCAGUUGAACAUCCAGAGAGCUGAACUCUUGGAAAGGCUCUCCACCGCUCACAACUUCUGCAACCUGGAUGAUGAGGACAACUACAUCGCCGCCAGCAAGGCGGUGCGACAGAUCAUCCACCAGCUGAAGCAGCUGGGGAAAGUGUGGCAGGACGUUCUACCCGUCAGUAUCUAUUGUAAAGCAAUGGGCAACCUUCUAAACACGGCCAUCACUGAGGUCAUCGCUAAGAUCAUGCUGCUGGAGGACAUUUCCUCCGAGGACAGCGAGCACCUUCACACGCUGUGCCAAACUCUGAUUGAGGAAGGGCCCCUGGUCUUUGUUCCUCUGGCAGAGGAACAUAAGAACAAGAGGUAUCAGGAGGAAGUGCCCCUCUAUGUGAAGAAGUGGGGCACGUUCAAGGAGCUGGUCAUCGUGCUGCGCGCCAACCUGCAGGAAAUCGUCGACAGAUGGGCGGACGGUAAAGGUCCUCUGGCGCUUGAGUUCUCCAGUUCAGAGCUGAAGAAUCUGAUUCGAGCACUGUUCCAGAACACUGAGAGAAGAGCGGUGGCCCUCACCAAGAUCAAGUAGCUCUCAAGGACGGAACGCUGUCACCUCAAAUACAUGUGUUUUCUGUCUGCGAUCAUUUCGGUGCUCGUAGUUGUAGCACGUACGGUUUAAGCUGUAAUCAAUUCCUCUUCUGUCAUUAGUCCUGCAGAGAUUACUGGAGUCUUCUCCAGUCGUUCAGCAUCAUUCACGUCUGGGAUGUCACUCGCCCAAGUCAUGAGGGGUUGUGUAACCGGUUGCCAUCUGCCGCCUGACCCUGCAGGGUUAAUAGUGUUGUCAUUGUCGACUUUAUUGAAACUUCUUUGGCUGCACUUUCCUCCAUAUCACGUUCACUAAAACCUCAACGUGGCCUCCACUCCUGCGAGGAGUUUCCACUCUGAUGUUGAAAUGUAUUUAUUUGCAAAUAAACCAAAAGCUUUUCCUAACAUUCCU
Molecule: messenger RNA, 2789 nt
Organism: Synchiropus splendidus (mandarinfish)
Lineage: Eukaryota; Metazoa; Chordata; Actinopteri; Syngnathiformes; Callionymidae
Gene: zw10
Product: zw10 kinetochore protein
Exons: 16
Coding region: 84-2381 (765 amino acids)
Biological process (GO): mitotic cell cycle; endoplasmic reticulum to Golgi vesicle-mediated transport; mitotic spindle assembly checkpoint signaling
Cellular component (GO): RZZ complex; chromosome, centromeric region; nucleus
Source: RefSeq, a predicted model, not a curated record